UAUAGCCACAGACACCCCCACCCCCAUAUAUUGCCAGCUCAGCACACCCAGCCUGUCAGUUCAGAGAUAAAGCGCAGAGGGAGACAGAAGGCAUUCUGUCAUCCUGAUAGCAGAAUGUCCCAGCUCGAUCCUCUGAACCCUGGAGCCAGUGAAACCCCCUGCAGGCAUGGACUCCCUGAUAUGGUGGAGUCUGACAUGGAGAAGCCCCUGCUGGGGUUAGGUAAUGCUAAACCUGCUUCAUCAUAUGACUUGUCCUGUGGAGACACUGUUGGCAUUCUGGGUACCGGUGACUUUUCUCGAUCUCUGGCAAUUCGAUUACUGCACUCAGGGUUCAAAGUGGUGAUUGGAAGCCGGAAUCCGAGACGCAGCUCAGGGCUGUUUCCAGAGGAGGUGGAGGUGGUAUUGCAGGAGGAGGCAGUGAAGAGGGUCGAGCUGCUGUUUGUUGCCAUGUUCAGAGACCAUUAUUCCACUCUAAGCAAGUUCUCAGAGGAGCUGUCCGGCAAGGUUCUUGUGGACGUCAGUAAUAAUCUGGAGACGAACCUUCACCGACAAUCCAAUGCAGAGUAUCUGGCAUCUCUUUUCCCAAAAUGUCAUGUGGUAAAGGGAUUCAAUGUAGUGUCAGCCUGGGCCUUGCAGUCUGGACCCAAGGAUGGUAAUAAGCAGGUUUUGAUCUGCUCCAACAGUCCAGACGCUAAAAACCAUGUGGUGUCCAUUGCUCGCCGGAUGGGAUUUAUUCCGGUGGACAUGGGAGCUUUGUGCUCUGCUGGUGAGAUUGAGAAUAUUCCUCUCCGUCUUCUGCCAUUGUGGAAGAUUCCGGUCAUCCUCACUAUAUGCCUUUUCACCUUCUUCUAUUGUUACAAUUUUGUGCGUGGAGUCCUGCACCCGUACCUUGUGGAAAACAAGAAUGAAUUCUACAAGAUGCCGGUCAAGGUAGUGAACACCUCCAUCCCGUGUGUCUCCUAUGUCCUCCUGUCAUUGGUUUACCUGCCAGGAAUCUUGGCAGCAUUUUACCAGCUGCACUAUGGCACCAAGUACCGUCGUUUCCCUGACUGGUUGGAUGAGUGGCUUCGGCUCAGAAAGCAGAUCGGACUGGCAUCCUUCUACUGUGCUUGUUUACACGCUGUGUACAGCCUGUGUCUUCCAAUGCGGAGGUCAGCGAGGUUCCAGAUCCUCAACGAUGCCGUGAAGCAGGUGAAGCUGAAUGUAACCAGUUCUUGGCAGGAAGAGGAGGUUUGGCGGAUGGAGAUUUAUGUUUCUCUUGGGAUUAUGGCACUUGGCGCCCUCUCACUACUCGCUAUUACCUCCUUACCGUCCAUAGGGAACUCUCUGAACUGGAGAGAAUUCCGCUUUAUCCAGUCUAAGCUGGGAUUUGUAGCCCUGCUAAUCGCCACCCUGCACACGCUCACAUUCGGCUGGAAACGAGCGUUUGAUCGGACUCAUUACAAGUUUUACCUGCCUCCAACGUAUACCCUGACUCUCCUACUACCGUUCAUAAUCAUAUUGGCCAAACUUGUCCUCUUCCUGCCAUGUGUUAACCUGAGCCUAAUGCGGAUCCGGAGGGGGUGGGAGAAGGGACAGUGCGUAACAUUUGCACACAUGCAGGAAUUAAGCGAAACGUCAAGCAAUGUUUAGCUAACCUGCCUGGAGAUUGGGAAUGAACCCAUCUCUGGGGUAUUGGAGUCUGAAUGUGGCUGCCCCCCUCCCCAGCAUAGAUCCAUUGUCAUCUGUGUCAUCGUUACUGUGGGAUAUCAUAUAUAUCACUCCGUGGACCCCCAUUGAGUUACAUCCACCGAUCCAAUAUGUAAUCUGUAAAUAGGUUUAAUCGCCAGCGCUGGGCUUUAUCUGCGGUGCCUGGGGUAAGGGAGCUUUGGGUGAAACGCUUCAUUAAACUGAAUAAGGGGAGUGUCAUUUAUCUUCCAAUGCCCAGUUGGUGGCUGCUUGUGACCGAUGUCUGCUGAAAUUCAGCACAGGAUCAUGAUUGUAAACGUUUAGUGCCCCUCCUGCCCCUUUAAUCUCUGUAGCUGAAAAGUAAAAGUGGUUCUAGCAGAUUAUAAAUGAUAUAAUAUAACUUUGUAUAUCUCCUCCUCCCAGCGGGGGGAUGUAUCCCUCGCCAGGUUACGGCCCUUUAGAACCCCAAAAUGAUGUUCAAAUCAGCACGUAUUGCAGUGCAUGCUGGGAACGCAGAAACACAGGAAAUGCUUUUACACAAAUCAAUUUGCAAAAAUGAACACGGGUUGGCUGAUUGUAAUUUUUGA
This is a messenger RNA of Pelobates fuscus (common spadefoot toad), 2255 nucleotides long. It is a transcript of the gene STEAP3, whose product is annotated as STEAP3 metalloreductase. Gene Ontology annotation, cellular component: plasma membrane; endosome. Gene Ontology annotation, molecular function: cupric reductase (NADH) activity; ferric-chelate reductase (NADPH) activity. Gene Ontology annotation, biological process: copper ion import. NCBI's taxonomy places the organism in Eukaryota, Metazoa, Chordata, Amphibia, Anura, Pelobatidae. The record is from RefSeq and is a predicted model, not a curated record. Bases 115 to 1632 code for a protein of 505 amino acids. The transcript is spliced from 5 exons.